CUGCCUUCAGAGAUUAACCUUUAUGCGCCGUGGCCGUGCGCACAAAUGUACUGAGAGGGCGGAGCACAAAGCAUAAUGAUUGAAGUUUGAUCGAUGAAUGAAAUUUUGCUUCUGUCUUCCUUUCAAACAAUUUGUAAAACUGGCUUAAUUUUGUAAAAAAAAAAAUGGAGGACAAUAGCGACGGUGAAUGUUUCCGGUCCGUAAGCCAUGCUGAGAAAACGUUUAAAAAGAUGGAAGACUAUUUACACAACAAGCAAUUGACUGAUGUGAUACUAGUUGCAGGUGAUAUGAAAAUCCCUGCACACCGUCUUGUUCUUAGCGCAGUCUCUGAUUACUUUGCUGCUAUGUUUACUAACGAUGUCAGGGAAGCAAGGGAAGAAGAAAUUGAACUUCAUGGAGUUGACCCCGAAGCUUUGAGAUCUCUCAUCAAAUAUUCUUAUACCGGUCGACUCGAUUUAAAAGAAGAAACUGUAGAAAGUUUAUUAUCUACUGCUUGUAUAUUACAAUUAUCGGAGGUAGUUGAAGCUUGCUGUGGUUUUCUUAUGAAACAGUUACAUCCCUCAAAUUGUCUUGGAAUACGUUCGUUUGCAGAUACCCAAGGAUGUAGCAAUUUGUUAAAAGUUGCUAAUAAUUAUACAACGGAACAUUUUGUUGAAGUGACACAAAAUCAAGAAUUCCAUAUAUUAUCCGUAGAAGAAGUAUGUGAAUUAUUUUCCAGUGAUGACUUGAAUAUAUCGAGUGAAGAGAUGAUGUAUUAUGCUAUGCUUACAUGGGUUAAUCAUGAUUUAAGUAGCAGAAAAAAAGAUUUAGCUAAAUUAAUGCAGCAUGUUAGAUUACCAUUACUUACACCACAGUUUUUAUCUGAUCAUGUUGAUACAAAUGUGCUGUUCAAAGGUGAUGACCAGUGUCAACGACUGAUAGUAGAAGCUCUUAAAUAUCAUUUACUGCCUGAACGAAGAGCCUCAUUGCAGUGUCAACGAACUAAACCACGGAAAUCUACAGUGGGCUCACUUUAUGCCGUAGGUGGCAUGGAUAAUACUAAAGGUGCUACAAGUAUAGAGAAAUAUGAUUUGAGGACAAAUAGCUGGACACAAGUUGCCAAUAUGUGUGGAAGAAGACUUCAGUUUGGUGUAGCUGUAUUAGAUGAUAAGCUUUAUGUUGUUGGUGGACGGGAUGGUUUGAAGACUCUCAACACAGUAGAGUGUUAUAAUCCAAAAACUAAAAGCUGGACAAUGAUGCCAGCAAUGUCAACACAUAGACAUGGCCUUGGUGUUGGUGUUUUGGAAGGGCCUAUGUAUGCAGUAGGGGGUCAUGACGGAUGGAGUUACUUAGCAACGGUGGAAAGAUGGGAUCCUCAGAGCAGACAGUGGAGUUUUGUAUCACCGAUGUCUAUGCCAAGGAGUACUGUUGGAGUGACUGUUAUGAAUGGAAAGCUAUAUGCUGUGGGUGGCAGAGAUGGUAGUUCAUGUCUGCGUUCUGUCGAAAGUUAUGAUCCACAUACUAAUAAAUGGAGCACAUGUGCACCUAUGUCUAAAAGAAGAGGUGGAGUAGGUGUAACUGUUUGUAAUGGUUGUUUGUAUGCGAUAGGUGGACAUGAUGCUCCAGCAAGUCAACAAACAUCAAGGCAGUUUGACUGUGUAGAGAGGUAUGAUCCAAGAUCUGAUACGUGGACCACGGUUGCUGCAAUGAAUAUUUGUAGAGAUGCCGUAGGUGUGGCAGUCCUUGGUGAUAAAUUAUAUGCAAUUGGUGGAUAUGAUGGAUCAACUUACCUUAAUGCUGUGGAAUGCUACGAUUCACAAACCAAUGAAUGGACUAUGAUGGCACCGUUAUGUACAGGGCGAGCUGGAGCAUGUGUUGUACAAGUACCAGACCUUACAUCACAUCAUCACCAAGUCCACAUUUAGCAACUUUUAAAGAGACAUGACUUCGCCUUC
This is a messenger RNA of Saccoglossus kowalevskii, 1934 nucleotides long. RefSeq names its product kelch-like protein 5. NCBI's taxonomy places the organism in Eukaryota, Metazoa, Hemichordata, Enteropneusta, Harrimaniidae. The record is from RefSeq and is a predicted model, not a curated record. Gene Ontology annotation, molecular function: protein binding.